Pan troglodytes (chimpanzee) is the source of this 3573-nucleotide messenger RNA. RefSeq names its product carbonyl reductase 4 (gene CBR4). Bases 220 to 801 code for a protein of 193 amino acids. Gene Ontology annotation, biological process: fatty acid biosynthetic process. NCBI's taxonomy places the organism in Eukaryota, Metazoa, Chordata, Mammalia, Primates, Hominidae. The transcript has 6 exons. The record is from RefSeq and is a predicted model, not a curated record. Gene Ontology annotation, molecular function: quinone binding; oxidoreductase activity, acting on the CH-OH group of donors, NAD or NADP as acceptor.
GUGCGUGAUGACGUCGACGCGGCGACGUCGAGCUCUUCCUCCUUUUCACGGCGUCUUGCAUUACUAUUGUCCGGCUGCAGGAGGUGUCGAGCGGCGUUAUUUUUUUUUGCGGUUUGCCUUUUUUUUUUUUUUUGGAACCGCGGUUGUUUAAAAGCCUGAGGGAACCUGGAGAGGGGCUCCCACUCCCUACCCUCUUUCCUCCGAGUUUGUGACUCCGAGAUGGACAAAGUGUGUGCUGUUUUUGGAGGCUCCCGAGGCAUUGGCAGGGCUGUGGCCCAGUUAAUGGCCCGGAAAGGCUACCGACUGGCGGUCAUUGCCAGAAACCUGGAAGGGGCCAAAGCCGCCGCCGGUGACCUCGGCGGAGAUCAUUUGGCAUUUAGCUGUGAUGUUGCUAAAGAACAUGAUGUUCAAAAUACAUUUGAAGAGAUGGAGAAACAUUUAGGUCGAGUAAAUUUCUUGGUAAAUGCAGCUGGUAUUAACAGGGAUGGUCUUUUAGUAAGAACAAAAACUGAAGAUAUGGUAUCUCAGCUUCAUACUAACCUCUUGGGUUCCAUGCUGACCUGUAAAGCUGCCAUGAGGACUAUGAUUCAACAACAGGGAGGGUCUGUUGUUAAUGUAGGAAGCAUUGUUGGCUUAAAAGGCAACUCUGGCCAGUCCGUUUACAGUGCCAGUAAAGGAGGAUUAGUUGGAUUUUCACGUGCUCUUGCUAAAGAGGUAGCAAGAAAGAAAAUUAGAGUGAAUGUAGUUGCACCAGUGACAAUACUUGUAUGGAGUUUAUUUUGCACAUUUGCAAGUAUAUGAGUGUAAUCUUGGGACUGGAACUGCAAAGGCUUCAGAGGAUUUGUACACACAGAUAUGACGAAAGACUUGAAAGAAGAACAUUUAAAGAAAAAUAUUCCUCUUGGGAGGUUUGGAGAAACUAUUGAGGUGGCACAUGCGGUUGUGUUUCUUUUAGAAUCACCGUAUAUUACAGGGCAUGUUCUGGUAGUGGAUGGGGGAUUACAACUCAUUUUGUAAUUUGUAGAUUAUUCAGUUAUAGGGGUGAUUAGCAUCAAGGGCACACUUUGGCUACUGAUUAGACAAUUAUACCUACAUGGGUAACAUUUGCUAAUCAAACCUGCUGAUGCUACAAAUGUUAAUUUCUGUCUUUAUAAAAAUAUGUCUGAAAAGAACAAUGUGUGACAGAUUGUGGUUUUUUUUUUUGGUCUAAGUUACAUCAGUGUUGUUUUGUUUAAAAAGCCUUCAUGAGAUACAAUUCACAUACCAUAUAAUCACACAUUUAAAAUACACAAUUCAGUGGUUUUAACAUAUUUAAAUACAUGUGCAAUCAUCCCCCCAGACAAAUUGUGUUUUCUAAAGGAUGUGUAUCACUUACCUUUGGUUACCUCAUAGACUGUAGCAAUCUUAGUGUAUAGACAUUUUGCAAGUCAUAUAAACAAGUAUUGAUUUAUGUAUUUUGUCUCAAAAGUGGAAAAAUUAUAUUGUCUAAUUAUGAUGAAUUAUUUUCUUGUAUCAAGCUGAAUUUUCUAAAAGUUAACCUUGUGGUCUGUUGCCAAAAUAAGAGUAUUUAGAGGACACUGAUUAGUUGUCAAUACUUUAGCAAGCCCACUAAAGAUAACUAUAUUCCUUUUGCAUGUGCUUGGGUGAUCAGUUUUUAUACAGGUUGCAAAACAUAGUAUUCAUUAAAGACAUGAAUUUAGAAUUGAUUUCUUUGAGUGGUAUUUCUCUUGAUUGAGCAGCUAGACAAAAUAAUCUGCAAAUUUAAAUGUGGCGCAUUUGACUCAUUCUUGAGAAAUUCUCAUAAGUGAAGAGGAUUAGCCCUUAAGGUUUUAAUACCUGGUACAGUAGUGAACCGCACAGAUUUCAUGAACUUAGGACGUGUUUUUUAUUCAUGAAAAACUUAGAAUAGUGAACUAUUAAUAUUUAAAAACGAGAAAUACAACAUUUAAAAAAUUGAGUAUUUUGCAUUAGUGAUUAUGAUUCUUAUCCCAGAAUUCUAGAAAGUAAUAAAUUCUGUAUGAAUAAGCAUAAAAAAUAAAUAAAUAUGCAAUAACAUUAAAUUAAAUGUCUUUACAAGAAGCAGUGAAGGCACUGGUCUUAAGUGAGAAUAUUUGCCUGGGAGUAGAGAUAAAGACACAAACCGAAUGUAAAAUACCAGGUAAUAAUUAUUUUGCAUUAAACUCUUUUUAUGGGGAAUAGUAUGAUAUUUUCAAUGUCACUCCAUUCAUGUUGAUUUGGAGCUGACAGUUACUUUGUGUAAGCAGAGAUUUAAUUUUAUAUUGAAAGUCAGUGCAAAAUUAUGAAUAGGAUAUACUAAUAAAUACAAAGUAAUAACAAAAGUCAAAGCAGUGUUCUAAAUAAAAAUUCUGGGUUCCUUAAACAUUAUUUUAAAUUUAUCUUUGAAAUAGUUUUCUUAGAUUAAUCUCAGGAUAUGAGAAAGUCAAUUAAGUGUGAGUAAAGUUAGUAUCAUUAAACAAAUUGUCUAUUAAAUGCAAGACGUGGUAAUAUACAGAAUUUAUCAGGCAUUACCAAGUCUAGGCACAUAUAGGAAAUGCAGCACUCAGAAUGGUUUCAAUGUAGUAGUUGAUGCUUGUAAGGUAGGGGAGCUUAUUCAGACAUAGUAGAUAGUUUCUCUAAUGCUGUCUCAAUUGCGGGCCUUUGGCUACCUGUACUUCCCCAUUAUGGCAGCCCAUUCAGUCUUGAGUUUUCUUCUCUGGACACCUUAUGCUCUGAAAUCAUGAGCGAGGCUGAUUCAAUUGGUGAUUUGGGUAGAAAGCAGUAUGUUUUGCUGACAUUAAGAUGUAGGUUAUAGAUAGGUUUAGCCUUUAAGUGUAUGUUUUUAUACUUUAAAAUAAGAAAUAUAACCUUUUAAGCUAUUCCACCUCCUCCCCCAGCCUAUCUCAAACUGGUGGAAUAUAUGGAGAGAUCUUGAAAGAGGUAAAAUAAACCUUCACUGCUCCACUCCAGGUGAAUCCGCCCACUCCCACUGACCUAGUAGAAUUUGUAAUUUAAUACUUACCUUCUAUUUCUGAAAUCAGUUGUGAACUGUUGCCUUAUGUUCAGAGGUUUAAGAACCUCAGUGAAUUCAUUUUUUAAAAUCUGCUAUUCUGAGAAGCAUUGAAUGAAUUCUUAACAAGAAGACUCAUCUGUAGCUGUUUGCUGACUCCUAUGAGCCCAUAAGGGUUCUGUGCUUAGCAUUAACAAAAUAAGGUUUAUAGGUAAAGCCAAUGUAUUAAUUUUUUUUUGUAUGGAGGGCUUUAAAAUUUGUGCUCUUUUUCAUAUUUUAUUCAUAUUCAAUUUAUGGUUUAUAACUGCUUUUUAGGGAGAUAAUUAUAUGUUAUAAAUUAGUUUUGGGGGGAAUAAUUGUGCAAAGAGGAUAAUUUAAUUUACGUGCUUCUGUUAUUCAGAAUAAAGAGAGAAGACUACGCUGCAUAUUCAAGAGUUGUGCCUUAACAUUGGUGAAACAUUUUUUCUAAGAUUUUCAAAAGGAAUAUGUGUAAAUUGAGAAAUCAUAACCACUGUCCUAACUUGGUAAACAAACUGUUCUUAAAUAAAGUAUUUAAUUAUUUUAAA